Messenger RNA from Laccaria bicolor S238N-H82, 303 nucleotides. RefSeq lists its product as uncharacterized. The record is from RefSeq and is a predicted model, not a curated record. Lineage: Eukaryota; Fungi; Basidiomycota; Agaricomycetes; Agaricales; Hydnangiaceae. The transcript has 3 exons. The coding region runs from base 1 to 303 and encodes 100 amino acids.
AUGGCUUCGAUAAGUGUGCUUCAAUUUCAUACGCACAUGGAAGGAGUUGUGGCAGCUAAGAGGGUUGAGGAUGGACGCGUCGAGAUUGAGUUCCCUACGGGCACCACAGCAGAACUACGUGAGAAGGAGAAAUCCAGAAUAACUCCGUUGAUCAACAAGGCUUUCGGACGGGAGGUUGUCAUCAACUAUCUAGGUGCCAGUGGGCCUCCCUACGAGCAUGCGCUUCUCAUUGAGCUAGACGAAGAGGAGAACCUUAAAGAAUGUCAAGUGGACGUAGAAGCCGCAACACUGGCUACGAAAUAA